Ruditapes philippinarum (Manila clam) is the source of this 2246-nucleotide messenger RNA. RefSeq names its product low affinity immunoglobulin epsilon Fc receptor-like. The record is from RefSeq and is a predicted model, not a curated record. Gene Ontology annotation, molecular function: signaling receptor activity. The transcript has a single exon. Bases 483 to 1226 code for a protein of 247 amino acids. NCBI's taxonomy places the organism in Eukaryota, Metazoa, Mollusca, Bivalvia, Venerida, Veneridae.
UGGGGCGGGGCCAAUUUUGACCCCAGGGCUUUUAUUUGAACAAACUUGGUAGACACUCACUAGAAGAUGUUAUAUGCCAAAUAUCUAAGCUCUAGCUCUUUGGGUUUUUUAAAAGAAGGUAUUUAAAGUUUUUUCUUUCGGUUGCCAUGGCAACCAGAGUUCUGCAUGGAAUUAAAUUCUUUGAACAAUUUUAAAGGUUACCACCAAAGGAACAUUCCUGUGAAGUUUGGAUAAAAUUGGCUCUGUGGUUUAUGAGGAGAUGUCAUUUAAAGUAAAAGUUUACGGCCGGACGGACGCCGGACGAAAAGCGAUCACAAAAGCUCACCCUGUCACUUUGUGACAGGUGAGCUAACAAAAGAAUCGCUUAAAUCUUCAAAAUCUUCCUGUAUUUGUUAGCUACCUAUAUGAGUCUUGUCUCAUAACAAGUUUUGUUUACAUAAGGACAAUAAUUUUCUAUUUACCAUUGAAAGAAUAAAAUAAAUAUGGGGAUUAAACUUAUGAUCACCACUGUUUUUCUGUGUAUAACAGUGAUUUCUACAUCUCCUGUGUGGAAUAGAAGCUUGGAAAUAAGGCUUCAAUCAGUUGAGAAUCAUACUGACAACAUUCAGUCUCAGAUGUCAUACCUCAAGGAAAAUGAUGAAGAUAUUUGGACAAGACUAGCAAUGAAUACUAAUCUUAUAAACAUUUUAAGUAAUGCUCAAGCUACAAAUCUGAAGAACUACCGAGAAACAUCAAACAAUUCUAUAUGUAUGAAACAACUGGACAGUUUAACACAGAAGUAUGACAGCUUGUUGGAAAAAUAUGAGACAUUGGAAAACAAGAAAUGUCCAUCUGGCUGGUUCCCUUAUAUGAACUCCUGUUACAUAUUGAAGAAAGAGGCAGUAGAUUGGUUCCAAGCUCAGGAAUGGUGUAAGAAAAAUGAAGCAAAACUUGUGGAGUACAGUGACAUGGAUGAAGUGACCUUUGUUUUAUCAACAGCUAGAUCUUAUCAUUACUGGGGUACACGUAAUUGGGCUGGAUUCUGGGUAGGAGCUACUGACCUUCAGCAUGAGGGAGUUUUCAAAUGGAGUUCAAGUCACAACAACUUACACUUCAACUACUGGUUACAAGGGCAACCAGACAAAAUAUCUGUUGAUGAAGACUGCAUGGUGACACAGGUUAAUCAACAAGGCAAAUGGAAUUAUGCUCCAUGUAAAGGGAAACUUAACUUUGUGUGUGAAAUGUAAGGAUGUAAACCAAUACUUGUACAUUUACGAGGGCUGUCCAAAUAAGUCAUGGACAACAAAAUUUAAAUAUAAAAUAGUUAUAACAGGCUUCUUGAAGUUUUUAUUGACAUUUAAUAAGUCAUUGUUGAGUGUCAUCAGUUGUUUGUGCACAGUCAGCAAGAUCAAGAUAUCAUUUAAUUUGAUAACACAGAACAAAUAAUAAGACUAUCUUGUGACGUGAUGCCGCCUACACUCCAAAAUCAUAAUUAAGUUAUGUGACAUUAUGCAAACAUUUCUCAUUUUAAAAGUAUCAACUCUGUGUAGUAGUAUAUACUUCUGAUACCUGGUCACUUAUUUAUAGGAGACACCAAUUGUCUUUUGAAAUUCUUAAAAGUCAAUUUUUUAUAUUCUAAAAUUUCUGAGAGACUACUAACUGUUUUAUUUUCAACUUUCACCACUGUUUAUGAUUGCUCAACUAUGGACAUCCUUAUUUUGCUUUUUUGUCACCUGUUAAGACACUUUUAAGCUAAAACUUGCAUAACAUUGUAGUACUUUUUCACAGAUUUUUACCCUUUUGUUACAUUAAAGGACAUGUAUGUAUCAUUCAGCACCAAAACAAAAAUUGAUUCUAUUUGCUGGGCCUCAUUAGCGUCAAAUGUUGUAUUUUUAUUGUGCUUAUAUGAUCACAGUAUGAGUAAAAUAAGUACUGUAAAGAUUUAUGUCUUGCAAUUUCCCUGAGCAUCAGAUAGACAGUAAAUCAGGCAGAUUUUUUAAUGUCAAUGACCAUUUAUCUUGUUCUGAAGAUAAUGAUGUAAUUAAGGUGUAAAAUAAUGAUUAGUCUGUAAAAAUGCUUUAAUAUAAGAUAAUGUAUGUGUAUUUAUUUGAAAUUAUGUUUCUUAAUUUAAUUAAAAUUGAUGGAGAUACCUGUACAAUUACGCAAAGUUAUUUUAGGCUCAGGUGUUAUUUUUUUGUUUUACAGUGAUUGUCCAUGACUUUAUUGGACAUAAACAAAACAAGUAAUUGAAUAAAACUUUAAAUCUU